AUGCCCGAAAUGAAUGCUACAGCACUCGACGCUCUCCGGAGCCGUUUAAAGACUGCGACUAUCUAUGCACCUGAAUCAGAGGGUUACAAAGACGUUUUAGUCCGCUGGUCGAAUACUGGAAUGAAAUAUGCGGGCGUUGUAAUCCAACCCAUUGACACGCUUGAUAUCUCGAUCGCGCUGUCCUGGGCACAACAGUACGAUGUUGAUCUUGCUGUGAAAGGUGGAGGCCAUUCAACGGCCGGCACAAGUUCGAGCGAUGGUGGCCUGGUCAUUGAUCUGUCGCGCAUGAACCAAGUGACGGUGGAUACUGAGCGGAAGACCAUCACCGCCCAGGGUGGAGCAACCUGGAAGGAAGUCGACGAAGCCGGUGCAGUCCACAGUCUGGCGGCCGUAGGGGGCACCGUAAAUCACACCGGCGUUGGAGGACUUACUCUGGGAGGUGGCUAUGGCUGGCUGAGCGGACAGUAUGGUCUUACUAUUGACAAUCUCUUGUCAGCCACAGUCGUUUUAGCCGAUGGUCGUAUUGUUACUGCAUCUGCGACCGAGAACGUCGACUUGUUUUGGGGGUUGCGAGGCGCAGGCUACAACUUUGGCGUCGUGGCAGACUUCACCUACCAGGCCUAUGACCAGAAGGAUCCAGUGUACUCCGGCCUUCUUGGAUUCACUUCGGGUAAGCUCGAGGGAGUUAUGGAUGCACUGAACAAUUCCCUGGCAAAACCCGACUCUCGCUUUGGUGCGAUCUGUAUCUUUGCCUUGGCACCAGAUGGAUCUGGGCCGAUGAUCAUUGUAAUUGGCUUCUACAACGGCCCACUCGAAGAAGGCCAAAAGAGAUUCGCUAGCCUUACAGCUCUUGAGCCAGUUCUGAACACUCUUGACAUGGUCCCAUACUCCGUGGUGAAUACUCUACAGAACCCCCAAGCGACCUAUGGUGAUCGAAAGUCUUUCAAGGGAAUUUUCUACGAGCCGCCAUUGGAUCCUCACUUUGCGAGAGUGAUAUUCAAUGAUUUCAUUGCCAAGAUCCGGAGUGAACCAGAUCUCAAGACGUCUGCCAUCAUUCUCGAAUUUGUCGACAUGCGCAAGAUUUGUGAAGUGCCGCUGACUGGAACCGCGCUAGCAAGCCGAAAUCCUACUCAGAAUGGGAUCAUCUAUUUAAGAUGGACCGACUCAUCCAAAGAUCUAGAGCACCGCACUUGGGCACGAGAAGUUCAGUCCAAGUGGAAAGUGAAAUUGGAUGCCAGAACCAAAGACCAGGGUGUGGAUUCGGGCGUGCCUCAGUACAUCAACUAUGCAGAACCUGGUGACUCGGUGGUAAGCAAUAUCUACGGCGAAAAUCUUCAGAGACUGCAAGAGGUGAAAGCGAAGUACGACCCAAAGAACGUUUUCCACAAAAUGCAACCAAUUCCAAUGGGCGCAGACUUGAAAAAGUGA
This is a messenger RNA of Penicillium roqueforti, 1428 nucleotides long. Its product is annotated as FAD-binding oxidoreductase. The coding region runs from base 1 to 1428 and encodes 475 amino acids. NCBI's taxonomy places the organism in Eukaryota, Fungi, Ascomycota, Eurotiomycetes, Eurotiales, Aspergillaceae. The record is from RefSeq and is a predicted model, not a curated record. Gene Ontology annotation, molecular function: oxidoreductase activity; FAD binding. The transcript has 3 exons.